Messenger RNA from Sciurus carolinensis (gray squirrel), 4609 nucleotides. It is a transcript of the gene Clec17a, whose product is annotated as C-type lectin domain containing 17A. The coding region runs from base 85 to 987 and encodes 300 amino acids. The record is from RefSeq and is a predicted model, not a curated record. The transcript has 12 exons. Gene Ontology annotation, molecular function: signaling receptor activity. NCBI's taxonomy places the organism in Eukaryota, Metazoa, Chordata, Mammalia, Rodentia, Sciuridae.
AGCGCACCGUCCUAGAAGUAGAUCUCCAGUACCAUCAGGCCUUCAGGGACCCUAGCGGAGUCAGACGGCGAGGACUAUGAAAACAUGGCGCCACCCUACAGGGACCUGCCCCCCAAGCCAGGUUGGAUGGCUCCGCCAAGGCCUCCGCGGACAGGAAAGAAAACGAAGAACCCUCCUCUUCCUGGCAAGUCCCCAACGGUGGCAGCUUUGGACGUCCCACCUGUCACCCUCACGUCUCAUCAGCCGGGAGUUGAUCUGGAGCCUCCUCCAGUCCAGCCGUCACUGACCACCACUCCAGUGCCCUGGCUCCAUCAGAAGUCUGGGAGUUCUAGGUGUUACCAGGAGGAAAGGCUAAUGGUGUACCUGUGUCUGCUGCUGCUGGUGAUAUCACUGAUCCUGAGCUGCAUCAGUCUGAUUGUGACCCUGAUUAAGUACCAGGAGGUGGUGGAAAAGCUGAGGAUGUUCACCUUUCAGCAGACGGCGUGGCAGGUGAACGUGACUGGCAUGGCAGGGCUGGCCGGCCUGAAGAAGGACAUUGACCGCGUAAGAGCAGACACCAGCCAGUCCCUGGUGGAACUUCAGGGUUUAUUAGACUGCACCAGGCUAACCUGCCCUGAAGGUUGGCUUCCCUUUGAAGGCAAGUGCUACUACUUCUCUCUAAGCACCAAGUCGUGGGAUGAGGCCCGGAAGUUCUGCCAGGAGAACUACUCUCACUUGGUCAUCAUCAAUACCUUAGCUGAGCACAAUUUCGUGGCCAAGGCUCAUGGCUCUCCGCGGGUGUACUGGUUGGGGCUGAAUGACAAGGGCCGAGAAGGGGACUGGAGGUGGCUGGAUGGGUCUCCUGUCACGUUAAGUUUCUGGGCCCCACAGGAACCCAACAACAUCCUGGAAGAGGACUGUGCCAGCAUGAACAACGGUGGCACCUGGAACGAUCUCUCUUGUGCCAAAACGACGUAUUGGAUUUGCGAGCGGAAGUGUUCCUGUUGAACCCGGGGCGGAAGCUAGAGGUCCCUGAUCAAGCCUGCCUCCCUCCUGGGGAUGAGCGUUUCCUGCUGGUCCAUGGAAGGCUCUGCGUCUUCAUGAACUGACGUGGUGUGUUGAAGACGUGACUGGCAGCCUGGGUGUGGCCUGGAUGCAAGCCAGGCCUUCCCGUGCAAGCAGAGGGUGAGCUGGAGGAUGCUGGGGACUUGGUGGCAGGUGCUCUCCCAUUUCUGAGAUGUGGAGGACAUUCAUCAAUUUCCUGAUAAUGGCUCUUGAGAGGUGAUGCUGAGUCUGACAUUGAACCGGGGGGCUCUGAGUAUGAUGUUGAACCCUGGGAAGAACACCCUGGCUCCCCUGAACCAUACUGAGAUGGAACCAGGCUCCUUUACGGCCUACCUGACGCAGACCAGCCGCUGGGAAGCCGUUGGGCACAAUGAACCUCGACUGUCAACUUUCUCAAUGUCUUGGGUGUAUUUGCACAAACCAGGUGGCAGAAUCAGAUCUCUGACAAGACCUGGCCCACAGAACUUCUGGAAAGACAAGAGCACCUCUGCAGGGUGUAGCCGGGCCAUUCCACGGCUUGGUCGGUGAUGGCCAUGUCUGUCUCCAUAUGCCUGGGCUGUGUGUGGGCCUUUGAUGGUGUAAGAAUUCACGCACAUCUGUGUGGAUUUUCCUGGGCUAUUCACUCUUGCAAGGUUAGUGCUUCUCAAAACGCGACUGCAUGGUGUAGCCUUGCCCACGGUGUUAGUUUCUUGGGGUGGCAAUAACCAAAUACCAGAGACUGGGCAGCUUAAGCAACAGAAAGUUAUUUUCUUUCUGUUCUGGAGGUGAUAAGUCCAAGAUCAAGGUAUCAGUGAAGUUGGUUUCUUCUGAGGCCUCUCUCCUUGUCUUGACGAAAAUUGUUUUCUCCUCCUCCCUGUGACUUUGAUGGGUCUCCCCUCCGUGUGUGUCUAUGUCCCAAUUUCCUCUUCUUACAAGGACAUCAGUCAUAUUGCAUUAGGGUCCAUUUAAUGACCUCAUUUUACUUCAAUUGCUUCUUAGUUACCUUCUUAAUCUCCACAUACGAUCAUGUUCUGAGGAACUAGGAGUUAGGACUUCAACAUAUGUAUUGUUUUGGGAAGUAGAUUACCCAUCAGUACCGGAAGUACCCUUUGAUCACUAUGGCACCCAAAACACACCACUCUGAGGCUUGGUACUGUCCCCAUCAAGCAGUAACAGUUCCUCGACCUGGUAAUCCUUUUGGACAACACAUGGAUUUUAGUCAAGAGUGGGUAGACAGUCCUCAAAUGGAUCGAGUUCUUAGCCAGCGAGUGCACUUGCCUAGUAGCAGAGUCCUUCCUGUUUUGGCUGAGAGCAGGAGGUUAUGGAGAGGAGGCAGGGGAGUGGGGGAGGCUGAGCUUGCUCCACUUCCUGUCCCUCCAUUCUGGGCUCCCACCUCUAUAGCUGUCCCCACCCCACUGCCGGUCCAACCUACUCCCCACGCAGUUUCACAGCCUGCAGAGUGGGUGGGUGUCUGCUUCUAAGCCCUUACCCAGGGGACUGUGGGUCCCAGGGACUGUUUAUCUGGGGGUCAGGGGAAGUUCCGAAUCUCAGAAGAGGAAACUUGAGUUUCCUCCAAAAUAUGUAUUAAGAAAUGAAGAAGCGGGGGCGGGGGGCUGUGGUCACAUCUCUUGAGUCACUCCGAGGUGGGGGGUCCAUGGGGAGCUGGCCCUUCCACAUCUCACAACUGUCUAGUUGAAGACAGACGGGUAAAUGUAAGAGAGGUUUCCUUUUACCAUUUUGGGUCCAGAGGAGCAAAGAUUGGGUGCUUUUAGGUGGAUGAAAAUAAUAAUAGCCACAGUUUAUCAAGCAUGUAUUAUGUGCUGGAUUCCUGUAGUCAUGCUUAUUUAAGCUUCACGAUGACUGUGAGUUCAGGACAAUUACUGACCCUACAUUGUAGCAGGGAAAACUGAGCCCACAGGGGUCUUGUGGAACAUCCAUUGCCCGUCAGCGGGUAAUUGGCACAGUUGAUAUUUACCCAAUGGCUGGUUUCUUUUUGCAGCAUCUGCUGCUUUCAAAGGGACUGUUUGUGAACUUGAAUUAUCCUUGAGGACCCUGACCUUGUGGCUCUGAUCUCAGCUGGUUAUUUUGGGAAAUGAACAGCGUGAUGUGGUUGGAACCGACAUCGUGGGUUGGGAGAGGAGACUAGGGGUUGGAUUCUGGGUGAGGUGAUAGUUGUCUUUGUGGCUUUUCUGGGGUUGUUACAAAAAUGGUGAGGACCUGGGAGCCCACUUGUGAAGGUCUGGAGAAUCCUGAAUCUACUUUGAAGAUACAGCCUUUAGGAUAUAUGCUGAUGGAUUAGAUGUCAGGGGUCAGAGAGAGAGAAGAGGAAAGAAUGACUCCUAGGUUUUCAGUCCAAGCAACAGGAAAGAAGGACUUAUCAUUAUCAGUGAUGGGGAAGAGAAAAUGUUAGUGAACACCGUUUAAAUUUGGGUAGUUCAUGAACUUUUGCAGACAUUCUUAGAACUUCUCUUAUCCAGUAAGCAGGGGGUCAGGAAUGGAAAUGCGUGUGUGUGGGGAGGGGCUGGGAAUGGAAGCCAGGGUCUCUCACGGUGCUAGGCAAGUGCUCUAGCCCUGAGCCAUGUCCCCAGCCCAGGAAUGGAACCUCCUGUGUAGUGGAUGAGGUUCUGCCCUGUGGAUCUCCUUGAUCCUCACUUUUUCAGUGACUGCUAGUAGCUGGCAUCUGCCAUGAGAGUUACCUGAUUGGCCAUGUGGCCAGUAGGAAUUUUCAGGGUGGAAAAAUGCCCCCAGGAACCGAUUUCAACCACAGCCUGGACUUGGUGUACACAUGCCCCAGCUCCUGGCCUCUCAGGAGACUUGCCGAGAGCAUUCCUCCCGGGGGUGAGCUCUGCACUCUCUCCUGGGGGUGGCUGGUGGGAUUAAGCUCCAGUGGCUGCAGCAGCAGCAGCAGCUGGCUCAAACGCACACUGUCCAUCAGGCACGGCACCAGGCUCCUUUGCUUCUCUGCCUCAUUUCUUCACAACCUGCUGCUGUGUCCUGGCAUCACCUCCAAAUAAAGGACAGUUUGACCUGCAGUGGCUCCGCUGACCAUUCUGUCACCCUCCCCGCGGCCUGAGAGUGACGCACGCUCAGGGAGUUUGUACCCGAUGUGUUCCUGGGCGAGUCUCUUUCACGGUGCGGGCAGUGGGGCCGAUCUGCGGUGGGCCGCGUUGCUGGGCGGAGACGGUCCCCGCGCAGCGUUUUCCAGGCAGGGCCGACCGCUCGCGCUUGCCCUGAAUCCUCCCCUCUGACUUGGUUUCGCGGGGAACUGAGGCGAAGCUGGCGCCGCACCGCAGGCAGGGCAGAGGCGCUGGCCAGGGUCCCAGGGGUCCUUGGAGGUGGGACGGCCAUUGCUCAGGCUGGGCAAGUCCUGGGGCUCCGGGUGGAUUCGACGGCCCUCGCGGAGGAGAGGGCGCAUCAGGAAACCCCGAGGAGGAAAAGGGAUCAACAGAGUCACCUGCGCUCCAGCGGCCACACUGGGUAAGAGCGAGGAGCCCAGUGGGCUGAGCACCUGGAGGCCCUGGGGACCCCGAGCAGGCCGUUCUGUGGGGUGCCGGGGGUUAGAGGGCAGGCGAGGGGCGCGCGAUGU